UUGGACUGCAAGAGCUUGCUUGUCUCCAAACCAUCAGGAUGAGGAAGACCUCAUAUGCCAUCGCCUUCGUGCUGGUUGCUGCAACUUUGGCUCUAAAUAUUUUGGCUGCUCGAAGCAACGACUGGUUUGUUGUCAAGGGCGAGGAUAUUCUCGGCACGAAGUACACUGUGCGAUAUGGUCUCAUGGAACGCUGCGAAGCAACGUCUAUCAAUAUCCCCGGGUCGAACGGCAAAGUUACCUACUCAGACUACCAGUGCCGACCGUUUCCUGCCAGUGUCACCGACCGUUGUGAAAAGAACAAUCGCUUCUUCUGCACGGCAUGGACGAGUGCGGGGUAUGUGGAGGAGCUGGGCAUCGGAUUUGGCGCGAUCGCGCUUCUUUCCUUGAUCUUUGGGGUGAGCACCCAUUCCCGCCGUCUGCGAAUCUGGAAGGCCGUUGCGGGUCUUGUUGCCCUUCAUGCCUUGUUCCCUAUGAUCACCUUUGCUGUUGUAACCGAUCUGUAUCGCACUUCCAAGUUCUCUGGGUUCGACCACGCCCGCCCCAGCUUUGCCUACUAUCUGAGCAUCGUUUCUUGGGCAGUCGCCUUCGGUAUCUCUUUCGGCGUGGUUUUGACUGGUGUCUCUGCCCGCAAAGGUCACAGAUGGGCGGCAGGCAAUCGUGCUUACGCUCCCAUUGAAGGCUGAGAUCCUUCUUGUUGUUUGAUCUGUGCGCAUACAUAUAUCCACCGUUCCAUUCUGAUAACUUGAUACGUUAUAUGCUUGUUGUCGUGCUUGUCUUCUUGUUUUUGAUUCAUUGUAUUCUCCUAGCUGUCCAGACGAGCCGUGACCCGUAUGCACGAUGCCUUGUUACCCAUUACUUUGAUGUACUAUAGAUAUCUACUAUUGUCCCAGAUCUCUCUCUCUCUAAUUUCCACUAGGCUGUCAGCGGUC
This is a messenger RNA of Heterobasidion irregulare TC 32-1, 929 nucleotides long. RefSeq lists its product as uncharacterized. Lineage: Eukaryota; Fungi; Basidiomycota; Agaricomycetes; Russulales; Bondarzewiaceae. The transcript is spliced from 5 exons. Bases 39 to 683 code for a protein of 214 amino acids. The record is from RefSeq and is a predicted model, not a curated record.